Messenger RNA from Zophobas morio, 881 nucleotides. RefSeq lists its product as uncharacterized. NCBI's taxonomy places the organism in Eukaryota, Metazoa, Arthropoda, Insecta, Coleoptera, Tenebrionidae. The coding region runs from base 34 to 846 and encodes 270 amino acids. The transcript is spliced from 4 exons. The record is from RefSeq and is a predicted model, not a curated record.
GUGAAAUCCGUGAGCACAAAUCAGCCGACCAGCAUGUCCGCCCAAACGUCCCUCUUCAUCUUCACCCUUCUUGUCGCCUGCGCGCUGGGGAGCUACAAAUGGUCGAAAUAUGAACCUCAAUUAGAAAAAGCCGAAUAUCCCCAAAACAUCACCGCUACGGAGACUUUGAAGGAGUUCAUUCGUCUGGUGGACAAGCACAACUUGAACGUCUCGUUGAUCCUAUCGACAGCCAAGAACUUCGAAAGCGAUAACUUGAAAGAGGCGCUUGCUAUGACAUUCACGUUCCCGGUGAACCAGGAAAGCGUGACGAAGGCGACUUUGGACAAAGAGGCGUUCAAGAAGUUGGCUGAGGUUGCCAAUAAGGAGAAACUGACUGUUGGUGGGGGUCUUUCGACCAACAACGUGCUCAAAGUGAUAUCAAACAACAAAAAGGGUUUGCCUAUCACCAAAGCCUACAAGAUCUUCACCGGUAUCAAAAACGGCAAAACUGGAUUUGUCUUCGACGAGGAGAACUACGUUGCUCAGUACACGUUCGUGACACCUGGGGCCGACGGCAAGAACCAAACCACCAAGGUCUUCUAUGGAGACGUCGAUGUGGAGGUGGUUGAUAAGUCCGAAAGUGCCAAAGAUGAUGUGGUCACCACUAUCAAGAAAGCCCUGAUUACGGCCCUUUUCACUUACGACGAAGAUUUGAUUCCAAAGGCGGUGACCACCCUUUUGGGUAAACAAUUGCCGGAGCAUAACUGGGACGCUGCUUCUCAAGUGGGUGACAAUAACUACAUAGAGUCUGAUUUGUGGGUCGAAUUCACAUUUUUGGGGGACAAAUACCUUGUCUACGCCAGUUAAAUGUUUCGUUGUCAAUAAAUUUGUGAUAAAUGUGU